This is a messenger RNA of Oxyura jamaicensis (ruddy duck), 1981 nucleotides long. It is a transcript of the gene PTPN7, whose product is annotated as protein tyrosine phosphatase non-receptor type 7. NCBI's taxonomy places the organism in Eukaryota, Metazoa, Chordata, Aves, Anseriformes, Anatidae. Gene Ontology annotation, molecular function: protein tyrosine phosphatase activity. The coding region runs from base 471 to 1562 and encodes 363 amino acids. The record is from RefSeq and is a predicted model, not a curated record. Gene Ontology annotation, biological process: protein dephosphorylation. The transcript has 10 exons.
UCCGGGAAGAGCGAGCUGCAGAGGUGCUUCGGUCGGCUGCCGGCUGCUGGCUGGCCCCGGAGCAGUGGGUACGUGAUGCUGAGCCCCCUGACGCUGGGCUCCGAGCGGGCUGUUUGCAGCUCCCGUGCUGGCUCUGCGGGAUGCUCGUGCUAAUUGCACAGCCCUGCUCCUCGCCCCUGCUGGGAGCUGAUCAGCCGCUGCUAACGGAGUCUGCUCCCAGGCGGCCGCUUCACCUUCAAGCCCGUGAGCCGUGUUUAGGCGGCGAAGGAGGUGGGCAAAUUUCCAGAGCCCUGCAGGACAUCCUGAGCUCCCAGCAGCGUCAGCAGGAGCGGGACCAGCCCGGGCCCUGGACCCGAAGAUGAUGGAGGCGCACUGCUUCUCCUCUGAUGGCUCCUUGAUCCCUCGGGAGCUGAGGGCCGCCCGCCGCCACCCGCCGUGCUUCAGGUCGAGGGCUUCGUGGCUGCCGCAGCAUGGUACAGACCUGCUUGGUGUGCUCCGGAGUUCAUAAGGGCAGCCUGAGCCCGCGGGCAGCCAGGGGGGACAUGGAGAGGACGGAGAAGCCCAGCCCCUCCGCGAAGAAGCACGUGCGGCUCCAGGAGAGGAGGGGCUCCAACGUGUCGCUGAUGCUGGACAUGAGCUCGCUGGGCAGCGUGGAGCCCAUCCAGCCCGUCUGCACGCCGCGGGACAUCACGCUGCAGUUCCUGCGGACGUCCAGCCGCGUGCUGAGCAAGGAGGAGCUGCAGCAGCGCGCCCAGAGCCUGGCCCAGCUCCAGGAGGAGUUUUCGAAAAUCCCACCCAACUUCGUCAGUCCGGAGGAGCUGGAGAUCCCUGGACAUGCCUCCAAGGACAGAUACAAAACCAUCCUCCCCAAUCCCGAGAGCCGGGUGUGCCUCAGGAGGGCAGGGAACCAGGAGGAAGACAGCUACAUAAAUGCCAACUACAUCACGGGCUACGCGGGGCGCCCCCGGGAGUACAUUGCCACCCAGGGGCCCAUGCCGAACACCGUGACCGACUUCUGGGAGAUGGUGUGGCAGGAGGAAGCGCCCCUCAUCGUCAUGAUAACCAAGCUCGAGGAGCGCAAAGAGAAAUGCGUCCACUACUGGCCUGAGAAGGAGGGCACCUACGGCCCCUUCACCAUCCGUGUGCAGGGGGUGAGCGAGUGCGUGGAGUACCUGGUCCGGGACCUCUCCAUCCAGCUGCGAGGUGAACGCCGCCAGGUCAAACACAUCCUCUUCCCUUCCUGGCCGGACCAGCAGACGCCCGAGUCAGCCAAGCCCCUGCUGCACUUGGUGUCCAAGGUGGAGGAGACGCUGCAGGCUGCGGCCAGCCCGGGGCCCAUCGUUGUGCACUGCAGCGCAGGCAUCGGCCGGACGGGCUGCUUCAUCGCCACCAGGAUCGGGUGCCAGCAGCUGAAGGACACGGGAGAGGUGGACGUCCUGGGCAUCGUGUGCCACCUCCGCAUUGACAGGGGCGGGAUGAUCCAGACGAGCGAGCAGUACCAGUUCCUCCAUCACACGCUAGCUCUGUACGCUUCCCAGCUGCCGGAGGAGGGAGGCCACUAGCACCGGGCUCCACCGCUGCCCGGCCUCGCUCCGACCUCCCCGGCACCAGCCUCGGGGCUGCCUCCACUGAGCCCGCUCCUCCUCUGCCCGGCCACGCAGUGGGGAAGCCUCCCUGGAGAAGCACGGCUGAGAAAAUCCAUCAGGAUCACGGCAUCGUGACCCCAGGGACAAGAAAAACUUUGGGGGGGGGGGGGGGGGGGGUGGCCCAGGGGAUGCAGGGGGUGCUCAGGGUGCCUGCUGCUGGCACAAGGCGGAUUCCCACCCGUGGAAAGAAGCUUUGCCUUUUUGUUUUCUCCUCAACCAGAAGAGCAAGCCGUGCGGAGGAUCUGAAGGCUACAGUUUGCCCUGGAGCCUCCCAGAAAGCUGCGUCCUGCUCUGCUUCCAGCCGGCACCGCUACACGGUGGGAACCGGAGCCUCU